This is a messenger RNA of Exophiala bonariae, 1845 nucleotides long. RefSeq lists its product as uncharacterized. The coding region runs from base 1 to 1845 and encodes 614 amino acids. The transcript has 2 exons. Gene Ontology annotation, cellular component: mitochondrion. Gene Ontology annotation, molecular function: dihydroxy-acid dehydratase activity. Gene Ontology annotation, biological process: branched-chain amino acid biosynthetic process. NCBI's taxonomy places the organism in Eukaryota, Fungi, Ascomycota, Eurotiomycetes, Chaetothyriales, Herpotrichiellaceae. The record is from RefSeq and is a predicted model, not a curated record.
AUGAGAACCUCAGCUGCCUUUAGAAGUCUGCGCUUGCGGCAGGCGAAGACACAGCUCUUCAAUAAAAAGACCAUCUAUCGGCCGUUCUCAUCCUCACGACCUAGCCAAGAUGGCUCCUCCUCCGACGAUUCGGGCUUCAAUAAAGUCUCGAGAAAGAUCACACAGCCAAAGUCUCAAGGUGCCUCACAAGCAAUGCUGUACGCCACCGGUCUCAACGAGACGGACAUGAACAAAGCACAGGUCGGGAUAUCGUCAGUCUGGUGGUCAGGAAACCCUUGCAACAUGCAUCUACUCGACCUUUCCAAUAUUGUCAAGAAAGGCGUGGCAGACUCGGGGCUUGCUCCUAUGCAGUUCAACACCAUUGGUGUCUCAGACGGCAUCUCCAUGGGCACCACUGGCAUGCGUUACAGUCUACAAUCUCGGGAGAUCAUUGCCGAUUCAAUUGAGACUGUCAUGCAGGGACAAUGGUAUGAUGCCAAUAUAUCUAUCCCAGGUUGUGACAAGAAUAUGCCGGGGGUUAUGAUGGCCAUUGGCCGUGUAAACCGGCCCUCACUUAUGGUUUACGGUGGCUCUAUCGCCCCAGGCUGUGCCUCGACUCAAAACAACGCCGAUAUUGAUAUCGUUUCCGCAUUCCAAGCUUAUGGGCAAUUCAUUACUGGAGAGAUCAAUGAGGAGCAACGGUUUGAUAUCAUCCGUCACGCAUGCCCAGGUGGUGGUGCUUGUGGUGGUAUGUAUACCGCUAAUACUAUGGCAUCAGCUAUAGAGACUCUUGGUAUGACAUUACCGGGUUCUGCGUCUAAUCCUGCCGUCUCAAGAGCAAAACAGCUUGAAUGUCUAGCAGCUGGAGGUGCUAUCAAAAAUCUCCUCAAGCUCGACCUCAAACCUCGUGAUAUCAUGACUCGCCAGGCAUUUGAAGACGCAAUGGUACUCGUAAUGAUUACCGGAGGCUCCACUAACGCCGUUCUACAUCUCAUUGCUAUGGCUGACGCCGUGGGUCUUAAACUCACAAUCGAUGACUUCCAAGCGGUAUCCGACCGCACACCAUUCCUAUCCGACCUGAAGCCCAGCGGAAAAUACGUAUUCAAUGAUCUCCAUGAUAUCGGUGGAAUACCUACGUUGUUGAAAUUCCUCAUCAAAGAGGGGGUCGUCAAGGGUGACCACAUGACUGUUACAGGACAGACAUUGAAGAAGAAUGUUGAAUCUGCGGCAGACUUCCCUUCAGAUCAGACCAUCAUCAAACCAUUCUCCCAACCAAUCAAAUCCACUGGCCAUAUCCAGAUCCUUCGAGGCUCUCUCGCGCCAGGUGGCUCAGUAGGGAAGAUCACCGGAAAGGAAGGUCUAGUGUUCACGGGUAAAGCCAAAGUUUACGACGCAGAAGAUCUCUUCAUCGAAGCACUCGAACGCGGAGAGAUCAAGAAAGGUGAAAAGACUGUAGUGGUCAUCCGCUAUGAAGGUCCCAAGGGUGGCCCCGGUAUGCCAGAGAUGUUGAAACCCAGCUCUGCAAUCAUGGGUGCUGGUCUAGGCAAAGACGUCGCACUUAUCACCGAUGGUCGGUUCAGCGGUGGAUCCCACGGCUUCCUCAUCGGCCAUAUCGUUCCUGAGGCGAUGGAAGGUGGACCUAUCGGGCUGGUUGAAGAUGGCGAUGAGAUCGUCAUUGACGCAGAGAAGAGAGUUCUAGACCUGAAGGUCGAUGAACAGAUACUCGUCAGCAGACGCGAGAAGUGGGCGGCAAACAGACCAGAGCCUCGUGCCACGAGAGGCACUCUUGCAAAAUACGCCAAGUUGGUUUCCGACGCCAGUCAUGGAUGCAUCACCGACGGCGAAGGUGCGGUUGCCCUGCAUUGA